Limulus polyphemus (Atlantic horseshoe crab) is the source of this 4001-nucleotide messenger RNA. Its product is annotated as single-stranded DNA-binding protein 3-like. Gene Ontology annotation, cellular component: nucleus. Bases 150 to 1511 code for a protein of 453 amino acids. The transcript is spliced from 21 exons. Gene Ontology annotation, molecular function: single-stranded DNA binding; protein binding. The record is from RefSeq and is a predicted model, not a curated record. Gene Ontology annotation, biological process: positive regulation of transcription by RNA polymerase II. Lineage: Eukaryota; Metazoa; Arthropoda; Merostomata; Xiphosura; Limulidae.
GGCAAGUGAUUUGGGGUGAACUCAGAGCACGAAAAGCAGUGAGCCCAAUCACAUUCAUGUCUCUGAAAGAUGAACUAAUGUUUCUAUGGUAACAAGGAGAAAAUCAUCGUGAAUGUCUUGACAGGUGUGUGACAGUUCAACCUUAAAGCAUGUACGCGAAAGGAAAAGGUUCGACAGUACCUUCCGAUAAUCAAGCGCGAGAAAAGUUAGCCCUUUACGUUUAUGAAUAUUUACUACAUGUAGGAGCACAGAAAGCAGCACAGACAUUUCUAUCAGAAAUAAGAUGGGAAAAAAAUAUUACAUUAGGAGAACCACCAGGAUUUCUUCAUUCAUGGUGGUGUGUAUUCUGGGAUUUAUAUUGUGCAGCCCCAGAGAGGAGAGACACCUGUGAACAUUCUAGUGAAGCCAAAGCAUUUCAUGAUUAUGGGUUUGUCAAUUCCGGGUAUGCAGUAAAUGGUAUAGCACAUAACACAACAGCACCCAGUCCUCUAGGUCAGAUGGCACCUAAUGAAGGUAUACCAGGUGGUCCAAUGGGACCAGCAGGCUUUUUUCCAAACACUCACAUGAGGCCCUCUACACCGCAGCAGCCAGUUUCACAACCGUCCCCCCAUCCCCAGCCCCCUCAUGGGCAAAUGAUGCAGAACCAGGCGUUUAUGUCACCACGGUAUCCAGGUGGGCCCAGACCAGGAGUACGGAUGCCGCAACAGGUGGAUUUUAACCCCCCUGGUGGUGUUCCAGGACAACCUAUGAUGCCUAACAGUAUGGACCCUUCACGACAAGGUGAAGGUGGGGAGUUUGUUGGGUGGCAAGGACCACCUGGUAUGAGUCCAAUGAAUCCAAGGAUGAAUCCUCCUCGAGGUCAACCCCUUGGUCCCAUGAACCCAGGGAAUUAUGGAGCAAUGAGGCCACCCCCGAACAGUGCAAUGGGACCAGGAGGACCAGGGAUGCCACCUAUGUCGAUGCCUGGUCCAGGUGGAAGACCCUGGCAACCUAAUACAUCAACGAUAAAUUAUUCUUCGGCGUCUCCAGGUGGUCAUUAUGGUCCUCCAGUGUCCAGUACAGGUCCUCCUGGUCCUGGAACUCCUAUAAUGCCCAAUCCGCAAGGUACAUCUGGCCCUUAUUCCCCUGCAACUCCAAGAAUGAAUGCCCCCAACACGCGAAGAGAUUCAUCUAAUUCUGGUGCAGAUGGAAUGUACACAAUGAUGAAACCUGUGCCAGGUGGCAACAUGCCAGGGUUUGCAAUGGGUCCAGGUCCGGAUGGUCCAAUGGGCCCUAUGGGACCAGAUAUGGGUCCUCCUGUAAUGAAUGGCAUGUCUUCAGCUGGUGAUGGCCUAGAUGGAAUGAAAAAUUCUCCUGCUAAUGGACCUGGAACCCCAAGGGAAGAUGGCCCUCCUAUGAAUGAAUUUGGUAUUCCUGGUUAUGGACAGGAAAAUAUGCCGGGGGAUACAUCCGGGAUUGACAUGCAGUGCCAUUUGCAGGCUUGUGCCAGUCACCAGGGCGCACCCUUGUGAAAUUUAAGUGCAGGAUAAAGUUCCAGGAUCAGAAUGAAUCAGCAGCAAUACUGAAAAUCAAAGAGAGCAUGCAAGAGGAAGCCAAAAGGUUUGAGAAAGACACCCCAUCAGAACAUCCAGAAUAUUUCAUGCAAUAAUUGUGCUCUCAGUUCUGCUCUCCCACAACUAACCUGCCAGGGCACAGUGCCCUUCAUCAUGUAUCCCCACCUGGGGUUCUCCAGCACUUUGAUACCAAUUACCACUUGGCCUAAUUCCUAAACCUCAGAGACAGUGGAAUAGACCUAAACAAAUCCCUCAAAGAUUCCAAUCAAAAACCUCUUUGAUCAGAGCUUGUGUGUCAGUGUGGUGACUGUACUAUAGAACCCGUGUCAAGUUAGAUCUUCUGCAUUAUAUGAGAAUCAACUUUACGAGCAGAUUUAUUUCUUGAAAACCAUCUUUUAAUAUGACCUUCAUUUUUGUUCUUUCAUAAUAAGUAGAUCCCAUCAUUCUCAUUAAACUAAUUUAAACGUCAUUUAGCUUAAUGUACGAAGCUAGUUUAGAAAGUUGUUUGUAUGUAUAUAUAUAUAUCCCAGGUUUUACCACACAUACAUGCGAAAAAAAAUAUUCAAGUCAUAUUUAACUCUUGUGUACGCUCUGUUUUCUUGUAGUUGGAUUAUAAACGAUAUAGGAUUCUGUUCUUAUAUUUGUAUUGUGUGAACUUGAAUUUGUAUGAAGUUACACAAAUUUCUGCCGGUCUUCUACACAUUAAUGUAUGAUACAUCUUGAAAACUGACUGGUGGGUGUAAUUUUUCUCAAACUCAACAAGUAAUGUGUUUUUUUAGUUAUUAAAUGUGGAAAAGAAGAAUGUUAUGCGCUUUUGAAGUGAAAGGGAUCAAAGUGGGCUUGGUGUUCAGUGUCAAAGUCUUGCUUCCUUUGUACUUGGUACUUUCCUCUAUUUACUUCUGUCACUCACAUCAUGCAUCCUUUCUAAGAUGCUACUUGGAAAAAAUUUAUAUUUUCAAUGGGAGCAGGAAGUGACAAAUGAUAAUUUUCUGAAACUAUUGAAGCAUAGCCUCCCAUUCAUACAUAUGUUGAUUUUAUUUAUACGUAAACCAUGUUAAUGAUAAUAGUACUACUUCCAGUGGCUCCAUCUAUUUAUGUAAAGCUCUUGGAAUGUAACGUUGUUUAUAUGUUUUUGUGAAAUGUAAUGAGCAUUAAUUUUUGUUAAUCUUUAGUGUUAAAACAUUUAUAGAAGUAGAUGAUUUUGGGUAUGAGGUAGAACAAAGAUGUUUUAUACAGAUGAAAAAAGUAACGUUUAGACCAGCUCUCCAAACCCUGACACAUUAUUAGUGACUGUUGGUAAUUUUUUUUCAUCCCUUACCAAUUUUUUUCUUUCUCAGUUUUAUAAUUUGCUGUUUCCUUCAACUGAUAAUCAGUACAUACUGAGUACAAGUAAUGAUAGAGCUAGCAAAGAUACCAAGUGUGGAAUUAAGGGGUUUCAUCUAAGUUAUGUUAUUACUGUAUUUCACUUUUAUAAAAUACAGUUAAGCUGUUUUGAAUCUUAAAAAUUCAACAUUUAUUAGAUUCAUUUUCACAUAUUUAAAUCAAAAGCAACGAAAUUUUUAUAAUCAACACAAGCAUCUAAAAUAAAAAAUCAGUAUCAUGGAUAAGGUAUUUAUUCUGCUGUCCCUCCUCAUUUAUCACAAUGCCAAAUAUUUCUUAAGAUAAAAAGUUUUAAGUAUUAUGAUACAGAUAACAAAUAUUUUAAUUAAUUUUGCCCUCCCCCAGUUUUAAAAAGCAUUUAACUGAUGUAAUGACCUUAUUUUCUGAAGUUUUUAUCAAAUAGUAAAAGCUCAGUUAGUUUAUCUCUUCAUGUUUUGUACUCAAUAAGUUUGUGAAAAUCACUGUAUCUAUGAAGUAAGCACUUAAGUAGAAUUAUUUGCAAAUGAAAAACACUUUAAUUAAAACCUUCCAUGGAACUUUAUUUUUUAAAUUUAGUAAGUUAAUAAAGAUAUACUAUCUUUGUUAUUCAUCAUAGACUUUUAUGUUACAUAACAUAAAGCAGCACAGGCUGUUAAUCUAAGUUGAAAUUGAAAUGAAAAUAUUUUAAUUUGAAAAAUAUUGAAACUAUAUAUAUUGCAUACACUAGAUGUAUAUUUUAUUUGUUCACUGUCAGAGUUACAUUUUACAAAAUGGUGUGUGUCUGUUUGAAAACUCCUUUCAUUCUGUUUUUACAGAUUAACCAAGAAGUAGUAUUUUCUGGAUAUAUGUUGUUCAUCAAUUAAUGAAAGAAGAAAAAAGGUUUAAGCUGAUAUUUACUUUUGUGUUGUAUUUUCUCCAAGUAACAUAUUUAUUUUUUCUUAUUCAUUUCCAGUUGUGUUCAAGCUUUUUUGAUCAGUAGCUGAUGAUGCUAUGCAGAAGUGUUUUAAGCCAUUGAAUGAGGUGGUUGUUUCAUCAUUGACUCGGUAUAUUUCUCGCCCAUUUUUUUUUCUUUUUUUUUUUGUAUACUAA